Messenger RNA from Aspergillus wentii DTO 134E9, 1620 nucleotides. RefSeq names its product putative RNA binding protein Rnp24. The transcript has a single exon. Lineage: Eukaryota; Fungi; Ascomycota; Eurotiomycetes; Eurotiales; Aspergillaceae. Gene Ontology annotation, molecular function: RNA binding. The coding region runs from base 135 to 1262 and encodes 375 amino acids. The record is from RefSeq and is a predicted model, not a curated record.
AUCUUCGAUAGUGAAUGGAAAUCGGGCCGUCUUUUUUCUUGGUGAAUUGAAGCCCACUUUUACUCUUUUUAAUUCUACAUUCACAUUUAAUUAUUCCUCCCUUUCACUUCGAGAAAGACAAGAAAGAAGUCAAAAUGGCUGGUCUUGGUGAAGGAAGCGAAAAGAAGCGAAAGCUGCACGACGGUCCCGAGCUCGAGAUCGACGUUUCUGCACCAGAACCCCCAUCGAAGAAAGCUUUGCGAAAGGCCAAAAAGAAGGGAAAUGAGCCUACAAGCGAGGGCGCUGCGGAAUCAAAAACUCAGACCACAGAUCAGGAGGCUUCUACAAAGCAGCAGCGCUCUGAUUACGGUAUCUGGAUUGGAAACCUGGGUUUCAACGUCAGCAAAGAUGAUUUGCGCCAAUUCUUGACAAGCAAUUGCUCCUUUGCAGAGACCAGCAUCACACGUAUCAAUAUGCCGAAAGGAGCGGAGAGGUUUGGUAGGGUCCAAAACAAAGGAUUUGCCUAUGUCGAUUUUUCCAGCGCCAAAGCUCUUAACGAAGCAUUGGGCCUGAGUGAGCAGCUCUUUUCGGGCCGCCGCGUGCUGAUUAAGAACUCGAAGAGCUUCGAGGGCCGGCCAGAAAAGUCCCAGGAUGAACAGAAAACCGGCUCCGCCUCGGGUCAUGCACCUUCGAGACGUAUAUUUGUCGGUAACCUCGGCUUUGACGCAACGAAAGAGGUUAUCGAAGAACACUUUGGGCAGUGUGGAACGGUGGCACAUGUACAUGUGGCCACUUUCCAAGACAGUGGAAAAUGCAAGGGCUAUGGUUGGGUGGAGUUCGAGGAGCUUCCAGCAGCUGAAGCAGCGGUGAAGGGGUAUGUUUUUGUCCCAGAGGACGAUGAAGAGGAGGAAGAAGAAGAGGAGGAUGAAGGGGAAGACGCGGAUUCUGGAAAGCGGAAGCCUGUGAAAGCAAAGAAACCGAGACAAAGAAAGAUCUGGGUGAACAACCUGUUGGGUCGGCGCAUGCGAAUGGAAUUUGCGGAAGAUGCAACAACCCGUUACAAGAAGCGUUUCGGUAAAGAAGGGGAAGGCAAGAGGCAAGAUGGUGCAGACAUCGCCGAAGUCGAUAACUAUCAGGAUGCAACCAGGGAGCAGACUGCACGGUCACGACCAGAAAGGGCCAGGCGACAAAAGCCCGAAUACACUCGAUACGACCAGGAAACCGUGCAGAAGCUCAGUGGUGCCAUUGUUGAAUCGCAAGGCAAGAAGACCACUUUUGACUAAGAGGCCUAAGGUUUCGUGGUGUCCCAGCAAAGAAUGGUCGGGGGUACCUGGGUCCUCCCCUAAAUACUUGUUAGAGUGAAAACCUGAUGCUUGGCCUGUCUUUUAUCGUUGGGAAGUGAUGUUGAAAGCCUGCAUGGCAAUGAUCUACGGAUAUAGAUUGCCCGAUGACUGGCAACUGAACCCGAAGGCUAUACGCUUACCCUUGGUUCGCAGAUACCCAAAAGUUACUACCUUAUUAAACAUAUCUAUGAUAUUUGUCACUGGAUACUAUUUUGUCUUACGAAAGACUAGCAAGCCCAACUAGCCCUUCAAGUUUAAAUUGUAAAUGACGGGAAAAAAGAGGCGAAAAAAAAAAAAA